AUGUGCCAAUUUGAAGUCAUCCACUUCCACUGCGGCCACGCCGGCCGCCGCCUCAUCAAGCACUGCCACUUCGCCCGCAACGACCCCAACCACCAAUGCUUCGGCGCGUGGUCGAUCAAGCGCGAAUGGAUCAGCGCCAACCAGAUCUGCCAGUCGUGCGGGCAGCAGGCUAUGAUGCGGCGGGCUCAGCAGGCGCAGCUGAGACUAUGA
Messenger RNA from Zasmidium cellare ATCC 36951, 210 nucleotides. RefSeq lists its product as uncharacterized. NCBI's taxonomy places the organism in Eukaryota, Fungi, Ascomycota, Dothideomycetes, Mycosphaerellales, Mycosphaerellaceae. Bases 1 to 210 code for a protein of 69 amino acids. The transcript has 2 exons. The record is from RefSeq and is a predicted model, not a curated record.